Messenger RNA from Cryptomeria japonica (Japanese cedar), 441 nucleotides. RefSeq lists its product as uncharacterized. Lineage: Eukaryota; Viridiplantae; Streptophyta; Pinopsida; Cupressales; Cupressaceae. Gene Ontology annotation, molecular function: nucleic acid binding; RNA-DNA hybrid ribonuclease activity. The record is from RefSeq and is a predicted model, not a curated record. The transcript has a single exon. The coding region runs from base 1 to 441 and encodes 146 amino acids.
AUGAAAGUAAAUUUUGAUGGUGCUUCACAGGGUAACCUAGGACCGUCAGGUGUAGGCUUUAUUGUUGAGGAUUGGAAUGGGCACGUGAUGUUUUUUGGGGCAAAGAAACUUGACUCAGGGACAAAUAAUAUUGCGGAAGUAUUUGCGGCUUUGAUGGUAGUUAAAUUUUCUAGGCAAGCGGGGGUGAGUAAGCUUCACUUAGAAGGGGAUUCGUUGGUGAUAAUACAAGCAAUCAUGAAAGGGUCGAUUGAGGCAAGACACUUGCAAAAUGCAAUAAUAAAUAUUAUAGAAGAGUUGAAUAAGUUUGAUGACUAUAAAAUUAGUCACGUUAAUCGGAUGGGCAACAAGGAAGCUGAUGUUUUAUCAAAAUGGGCUCUAAGUUUCAAUGAAAUAGGAGAAUUUAUAUUUGAAGACAUGAGAUAUUUAAGUUUUGAUGAUUAA